AUGCAGAGGAGGAGAGGAGCCGCAGGAGCUCCUCCGGCGAAGGCGCCGCCGUCAGCUGGCGGCGGAUCGGCGAAGGAGAUGACCUUCCGAGGCGUCCGCCGCCGGCCGUGGGGGCGGUUCGCUGCCGAGAUCAGGGACCCCUGGAAGAAGACUCGUGUCUGGCUCGGCACCUUCGACUCGCCGGAGGCCGCCGCCCGAGCGUACGACGCGGCGGCGCUCGCCCUCCGCGGCCCCAAGGCCAAGACCAACUUCCCUUCCUCCUCCUCCGCCGCCGCCGCUGCUCCCCCGCCGCCGCCGAUCCACCGCCCUCCUCCUCAGAAGCUCCGGCCGACGACGAGCGGCUACAGCAGCACCGUGGAUUCCUUCAGCGGCCCGAGGCGCUCCUGUUCGGCCUCCCAGCUCCAUCCUUCCAUCAGCAGGCCGGCGUUUGUCGUCGAUGGCAACGGUGGCGUCGACGGCGACUGCCACAGCGACUGCGGAUCCUCUUCCUCCGUCGUGGACGACGGCGACAUCGCCGCCUCGUCCUCCUUCCGCCACCACCCGCAGGCUACGCCGUCGGCCUUCGAUCUGAACCUCCUUCCCCUGGGCGGCGAUGACGACUGCUUCCAAUGCACGGCCCUCCGCCUCUGA
Molecule: messenger RNA, 630 nt
Organism: Spirodela intermedia
Lineage: Eukaryota; Viridiplantae; Streptophyta; Magnoliopsida; Alismatales; Araceae
Source: the annotation of a GenBank genome assembly